GGGCCAAGGGGAGGGUCAUGGUUGGGCUGGAGGAGCUUCAAGGGCUUUUCCAAGGCGGGUGAUGCUGCGAAAUCUCUUUGCCGUGGCCUUUUCCUGUGGCCUUGUGCCCCGUGAGCUGCAUCAGUGUGAGGUUGUUUCCUGGGGUCACCCCCGCCCUGUUGCGGUACCCCCUGGAGCCGCUGAGCAGCCUCAGAGGGUUCACAAGAACUUUGGCCAAGGUUUGGCCCCUCACUAAGGUUUUGGCUCUCGGUUCCUCCAGGCGACGGGAUGGCGGACGGGAAGGAAAACGGCCUGGAGGAGGUGGAAGGGGCUGAGCUGGUUUGGGACCUGUCGGAGGUGGUCAUCCCCCCAGAGCCGAGCCCGGCGGCGCAGCGCGAGGCUGAGACUCAACCCCAAGGCUCUGAAGAUCCAAACGCCACCACCCACGGGCGCCCAUCGCGGAGGAAGGGCGGUCGUGGGAGGCGUUCAACCGAGAAACCCUACGGCCGCAGUAAGAGCGGGGUCACCCCGGAGCCCCCCUAUAGCUGUUUGGAGUGCGGGAAGAUCUUCAGUCGGAGGUCCUUCCUCAUCCCCCACCAGCGCAUCCACACGGGUGAAAAACCCUUCACCUGCCACGAGUGCGGGAAGGGUUUCCGGGUUGGGUCGGCUCUCAACAAGCAUCAACGGAUCCACACGGGCGAGAAACCCUACAAGUGCUCGGACUGCGGGAGGCGUUUCCGCCUCACCUCCACCCUCAGCGCCCAUCGGAAGAUCCACACCGGGGAGAAACCUUACGUCUGCCUCGUUUGCGGGAAGACGUUUCGGUUGAGUACGUAUCUGGUGGCCCACGAAGCCACCCACAGCUUGGACAAUCCCUUUCGGUGUCUCGCGUGCGGGAAGAGCUUCAGCUUGAGACGGUACUUGGCCAUUCACCAGCGGAUCCAUACGGGAGAGAAACCGUUCAAGUGCUCGGUGUGCGGGAAAGGCUUCAGCCGGAGAUCGAUCCUGAUCGUUCACCAGCGGGUUCACACCGGGGAAAAACCCUACAAAUGCCCCGAAUGCGGGAAGAGCUUCAUCAUGAGUUCAGACCUCGUCGCCCAUCGGAGGAUCCACAGCGGGGAGAAACCCUACAACUGUCUCAACUGCGAUAAAAGCUUUCGGCUGAGCUCCCACCUUACGAGACACCAGCGAAGCCACACCGGGGAGAGACCGUAUAAGUGUCUGGAUUGUGGGCAAAGCUACACAGACAGCUCCGGCCUCAUCAAACACAAGAAGGUCCACGUGCGGAAGAAGCAAAGGACAUCUCCGGGAGCCCAGCCGGGGGAGGGACGUUAUAAAUGUCCCUAUUGUAGCAAGAGCUUCCACGCCAAGUCAACUCUGGUCCUUCACCGGGCCACCCACGUCGGAGAGAGACCCUAUAGGUGCUCCAAGUGCGAGAAGAGCUUCAGGCACAGCGCCACCCUCCUGAAACACCAACGGAUCCACACGGGGGAGAGACCCUUCAAGUGUCCCGACUGCGACAAGUGCUACAACGAUGGCUCAACCCUUCGGAGACACCGGAGAAGCCACACCGAGGAGAAACCCUUUAAGUGUCCCACUUGCGGGGAAUGUUUCGGGGCCGUCGAGGCUCUCCUGAAGCAUCAGCGGUUCCACACCGAGGGGAGGCCUUACAGAUGUUCCGACUGCGGGAAAAACUUCCAGUCGAAUUUUCUCCUCGUCACCCACCGCCGGAUCCAC
Athene cunicularia (burrowing owl) is the source of this 1716-nucleotide messenger RNA. Its product is annotated as zinc finger protein 501-like. NCBI's taxonomy places the organism in Eukaryota, Metazoa, Chordata, Aves, Strigiformes, Strigidae. Gene Ontology annotation, cellular component: nucleus. Gene Ontology annotation, biological process: regulation of transcription by RNA polymerase II. Gene Ontology annotation, molecular function: RNA polymerase II cis-regulatory region sequence-specific DNA binding; DNA-binding transcription activator activity, RNA polymerase II-specific. The transcript has a single exon. The annotation marks the transcript as partial. The record is from RefSeq and is a predicted model, not a curated record.